GUCAUCUAGUGUUUAUAUAAAUAAUUGGCGUUAACUUAACAAUUGCCCCAAUGGUACAAAUAAAGUUUGUUUUAUGGAUUCAUUAUAAUGAAUCUCAAAGUCUACAAUCCAUAACAAAUUCGCCUCUAAAAGUUUCCCGACAUUGUUUGAGUGAGAGUAUUGUUCUGAGACGAGAGUCCACGUCCUGUACAAGUCAUCGUAUGACAUAGGAGGAAGUGAAGGCAGCAGUUGCAAGAUAUAGUCAUUUAGCCAGCUAAUCUCAGAUACGUUUUUUUUAUCAGAGAAGAUAUGUCAGCAAGCAUGCAAAUUAAGAUUGGAAUCAUUGGAGGCUCUGGCCUUGAUGACCCAGACAUAUUGGAGGGAAGGACUGAGAAAUAUGUAGACACACCUUAUGGAAAGCCUUCAGAUGCCCUUAUAAUGGGGAAGAUCAAAAAUGUUGAAUGUGUGCUCCUUGCAAGGCUAAACAUUCCCCCAAUACCAAAUCCACCACUGGCCCUCUAGCUAACUUAUGUAGAUGUCUAAUAAUCAGGCAUGGGAGACAGCACACCAUCAUGCCAACUGACGUCAACUACCAGGCUAACAUCUGGGCGUUGCGAGAGGAGGGCUGCACACAUCUCCUGGUCACCACGGCCUGUGGUUCCCUCCGGGAAGAGAUCCAACCAGGAGACAUCGUCAUCAUCGACCAGUUUAUAGACAGGACGACAAAGAGGGCCCAGACGCUGUACGACGGGCGGCCCACCAGUCCUCCAGGCGUGUCUCACAUCCCCAUGGCUGAGCCCUUCUGCACCCGGACCAGGGAGGUGCUGCUGGAGGUGGCGCGCGGCCUGGGGGUGAAGUGCCACCCGCAGGGUACGGUGCUCACCAUCGAGGGCCCUCGCUUCUCGUCGCGUGCCGAGAGCCUGAUGUUCCGCCAGUGGGGUGCCGACGUUAUUAACAUGACCAGCGUGCCCGAGGUGGUCCUCGCCAAGGAGGCGGGCCUUUGCUAUGCUAGCAUCGCCAUGGCCACCGACUACGACUGCUGGAAGGAGCAUGAGGAGGCUGUCUGCGUCGACAACGUCCUGAAGACUAUGAAGGAGAAUGCCAACAAGGCCAGCAGUAUCCUGCUCACUGCUAUUCCCCUGAUCUGCACCCAGGAGGACUGGACCCACACCAUAAAGGCUCUGAAGACAACAGCCCAAUCCUCAAUAAUGCUACCAAAACAACAUUGAGAACCACCGAAAAGCCUCUCGCCACCCCUGUAUAUCAGAGAAUGACUUGCAACACACCAGCCACCAAUACCAACAAUGGAUUCAUCUCUCUCUCGAUUCCUCAUCAGUGAAUCACAAGAAAGUGCCUGAUAUGCAUGUUUUCAUUAUUGUACAUUUGCCAGGAUUUCACAACACAUUUGAGUAACAUUACAUCGUUUGCCAGAAGCAUACCAUUCUGCAUCCCACUGCUGGCUUGCCUCUGAAGCUAAGCAGGGUUGUUCCUGGAUGGGAGACCAGAUGCUGCUGGAAGUGGUGUUGCAGGGUGAAUAGGAGGCAUUCUUUCUUCUGGUCCAAAAAAAAGGUCCCAAUGCCUCAGGGCAGUGAUUGGGGAAAUUUCCCUGUGUAGGGUGCCGUCUUUCAGAUAGGUAGAUAGGUGUCCUGAGAGCCACUGUUUCACUGUUUGUAUACUGUUCAGCCAUGUUUUCAUACUGUAGAUACAUUCUAAAAUGUAACUAUGCAUUAAAGUAUGUCUUAUGUCUUCUGAAAGAAAGGUUAAAGGACUUAGUUGGUUGUUUUCAUGGACUGUUUGUAACCGGUAUGGUCUGUACAUGUAGGUCUAUGACCAACAAGACUUUUGCACCGAGUAUAAUUGGAACAGGACAUUCAAUCAAAAGCAACUGCCACUUCCGUUGAUAAAGCCUCAAGCCUGUUUAUCCGGCUUUGGGGUGAAGUUUAGUUUAGGUACAUAUCUAGGAUCAGCUUCCCCAAUCCUAACCAUUUAGUGGGAGAAAUGCUAAACUGGCUGAAGACCAACUUCACCAUACUGUUUUUCCACUUUGUUGCCCUGAAACAAGGUCAAACCACAUUGUUGAUAGAUUCGUGGCUCUUUUCUCCUAAUUAUUAGGUGAGGGAAUAGUGGAUUCAUGGCUCAUAUACUUUCCAUAAAAUAAAAGGCCUUGUUUCAUUAAGAAAGACUUCCACUGAGGGCAUUAUCCAUCUGUGACGGGAUCAUCCAAAACUAUCUUCAAAACACUUCAUGUUAACCUAGCACUUAUUUUUACAUGGAUUCACAGCUGCAGUAUUAUAAUGUGCUAAUAGGGUUCACUUCAGGAAGUAGGCUUAACAGUCAACAUGAUGGUGGAUAUUCAGUUACGAUUGUGUUCGACUGCAUGUACAAAUGGUCAAAUGUGUUUGCAAGUGUAACAAAAUCAAUAAAGUUAUGUAGAUUGGAAA
This is a messenger RNA of Oncorhynchus keta (chum salmon), 2420 nucleotides long. RefSeq names its product S-methyl-5'-thioadenosine phosphorylase. The coding region runs from base 441 to 1208 and encodes 255 amino acids. The record is from RefSeq and is a predicted model, not a curated record. Lineage: Eukaryota; Metazoa; Chordata; Actinopteri; Salmoniformes; Salmonidae. Gene Ontology annotation, biological process: nucleoside metabolic process. Gene Ontology annotation, cellular component: cytosol. Gene Ontology annotation, molecular function: S-methyl-5-thioadenosine phosphorylase activity. The transcript is spliced from 9 exons.